CAUGGCAACUUACCUGUACGGAACAUAAAAAUAAUAUCAAACAUUCGUGGUAUGUGAAACAAUUUGAUGCAGGUACAUUUGGGCAUUUUUUUAAAAUGGCGCGUCCCAUCUGGCAGCUUGGAAUUGAAAUCCUCGCCCCCUCUCAUCCGAGCAGCAGCCCUGACCAUGAAAUGGUCAUGACACCAUUUCAGCUGAUCGAUGAGCGACGGUUGCGCCUCACCUUACCGGCCGUCCCUCCUCUUCCUCUACCCCCCCAGCCCACACACACACACAGACCUCGACCCACCGAAGCUGCGCGACCCCUCCUCGCCCUCCUCCCCCCCACUCUCCAUCAUUUCCCUGUCCUCCCCUCCGACAAACAUGGCUGCGAAAUCUGACGGCGCGGCCGUCUCUCCGCGAAGCCAAAUAGCGGCCGACUCUCCCUCCAGGCCGGGCCGGCGGGCUUCGCAGAGCCUCUGGGACGAGCCGCGCUACUCGGCGGCGGACUGCUGCUGGACCCUGGGCGCCCUUUUGGUCUUCUUCUCGGACGGGGCCUCAGACCUGUGGCUGGCCGCCGACUACUAUCUCCGGAGGGAGUAUUGGUGCUUUGCGCUCACGUUGGUCUUUGUGAUCAUUCCCUCCGUGGUGGUGCAGGUGUUGAGCUUCCGAUGGUUCGCCUACGAUUUCUCCGAGACUCCGGAGAGCGGCGCGGCGGCGGCGGCGGCGGCCGCGGUGGCGGCGGCGUCGUCGUCUGCGGUGGACGGGAACGACUUGAACGCCAAGGAUGGCGGCGGUGAGCGGGGCGGUGAGCGGGGCGCUGGCCGCUCCGCCACCGGGGGACGUGCCCGAGGAUGCUGCAGACUGUUCGUGUGGCUCUUCCAGGCGCUCGUUCACAUCCUCCAGCUGGCUCAAGUGUGGAGGUACGUCCGAGCCCUGUAUUUGGGCGCGCAGAGCCGCUGGCGCCGGGAGCCGGAGCGCCGGCACUUCCGCCUGCGCGUGAUGUUCGAGAGCGCCGACAUCUGCGUCCUGCGUCUGCUGGAGUCCUUCCUGAAGAGCGCCCCCCAGCUGGUGCUGCAGCUCUCCAUCAUGAUCGUCAGCGGCGAGGUGCUGCCUCUUCAGGGGCUGUCGGCGUCCGCCUCCCUGAUGUCCCUGGCCUGGAUGCUGGCCUCCUACCAGAAAGUGCUGCGGGACUCGCGAGACGACAAGCUGCCCAUGAGCUACAAGGCGGCGGGCGUCCACAUGCUGUGGCACCUGUUCACCAUCGGGGCCCGAGCGCUGGCCUUCGCCCUCUUCGCCUCCGUCUUCCAGCUCUACUUUGGCAUCUUCGUGGUGGCGCACUGGUGCGCCAUGACCUUUUGGAUCAUCCGAGGCGAGACGGACUUCUGCGUGUCCAAGUGGGAGGAGAUCGUCUACAACAUGAUGGUGGGCGUGGUCUACGUCUUCUGCUGGUUCAGCGUGCGGGAGGGCCGCACCCGCCGCCGGCUGCUGGCCUACAGCCUGACGGUGUGCGCCGAGAACGCGGCCCUCACCGCCGCCUGGUACCUGCACCGGGGGCGGCGGCCCUCCGACCUCCGCGCGGUGGCGGCGGUGUGCGCCGUGGCCGGCAGCUACGCCCUGGGCACCUUCUUCAUGGCCGUCUACUACUGCCUGCUGCACCCCGACGGGCCCGUCGCCGGCCGGGGACGCGCGGCGGCGAAGCGGCCGGCCCCCGACGGGGCGCCGGCGCCGUCCGGCCCCCCGCCGCCCGACGCGCUGAGCGGCCCGCCCGGGACCCUGCAAAGAACUAAAGACCGAGAGCGGGACGCGGACGUGUUUCAGGUGCGAGCGCCUCGGGGGCCCCGGGCGCCGGUGCGCCGGCCGACGCCCGGGACGGAGGGGCCCGUCAUCCGGAUAGACCUGCCCAGGAAAAGUUACCCCGCCUGGGACGCCCACUACAUCGACCGGCGGCUGCGCAAAACCAUCCUGCUGCUGGAGAGCGCCGCCCCGGUGGCGCCGCGCAUCCAGUACCGCUGCCUGGCCGCCCCCAAAGAAGUCGCCGAGUACGAGACCACCGUGUGAGGCCGUGAGAGCGGCAAAGCGUUUGGAUUUUGUUUUUCUUAACCAGGGGCCGAAUGGCAAAAUUCACCGCGGGGUGAGCCGACCGAUACGCUUCGCGCAGACUCGCCAUUUGAACUCAUUCAAUUCCAGCC
Molecule: messenger RNA, 2168 nt
Organism: Hippocampus zosterae (dwarf seahorse)
Lineage: Eukaryota; Metazoa; Chordata; Actinopteri; Syngnathiformes; Syngnathidae
Product: XK-related protein 7-like
Exons: 3
Coding region: 199-2037 (612 amino acids)
Biological process (GO): phosphatidylserine exposure on apoptotic cell surface; apoptotic process involved in development; engulfment of apoptotic cell
Cellular component (GO): plasma membrane
Source: RefSeq, a predicted model, not a curated record